CCUCCUCCUCCUCCUCCUCCCUCCUCCUCACCACCCCGUCUGUCUCAGGCUCGGCGUCCGUGCAAGAAUCGUGGAGCAAACACCGCCGGCAGAGCCGGGUGCCCAGGGGUGCGGCCAAUGAUGCUGACAGGGAGCUGCGGAGACCCCCAGGAGCAGCCACAGGUGACCUGGGACUCAGGACCCAAGAGCUUGGGGCUUGAGGGACCAGGGACAGCGGGGCCGCUGCCGGCGACCCUGCCGCCCACCCUGCCGCCCACACCCAAUGGCAGCUGGCCGGGCCAGGACUUCGGAGGGCAGUGGCCAGAGAGCCCAGAGAAGUCCCCGUGUGUGGCUGGCACCGUAGCAGUCAUCUACUACAGCGUCCUGCUGGGCCUGGGGCUGCCUGUCAACCUGCUGACCACAGUGGCCCUGGCCCGUCUCGUCGCCAGAACCAAGAAGCCCUCCUACUACUACCUCCUGGCACUCACGGCCGCGGACGUCGUGACGCAGGUGGUCAUCGUCUUCAUGGGCUUCCUCCUGCAGGGGGCCGUGCUGGCCCGCCAGGUGCCGCGGGCCGUGGUGCGCACCGCUAACAUCCUGGAGUUCGCCACCAACCACGCCUCCGUCUGGGUCGCUGUCCUGCUCACACUUGACCGCUACAACGCCCUGUGCCGCCCCCUGCACCAUCGCGCCAACUCCACCCCGGGCCGCACCCGUCGGGCCAUCGCCGCUGUCUUCAGCGCCGCCCUGCUGACGGGGAUCCCCUUCUACUGGUGGCUGGACGUGUGGCGGGACACAGAGCCCCGCAGCACCCUGGACGAGGUCCUCAAGUGGGCUCACUGCCUCACUGUCUACUUCAUCCCCUGUGGCGUGUUCCUGGUCACCAACUCCGCCAUCAUCUGCCAGCUGCGGCGGAGGGGCCAGAGUGGGCUUCAGCCCCGGGUGGGCAAGAGCACGGCCAUCCUCCUGGGCAUCACCUCGCUCUUCGCCCUCCUCUGGGCUCCCCGCAUCAUCGUCAUGCUCUAUCACCUGUACGUGGCCCCCGUCCACCGGGACUGGAGGGUGCACCUGGCCUUGGACGUGGCCAACAUGGCGGCCAUGCUCAACACAGUCGUCAACUUUGGCCUCUACUGCUUUGUCAGCAAGACUUUCCGGGCCACUGUGCAGCAGGUCAUCCGUGAUGCCUACCUGCUCUGCACCCUGGGGUCGCGGCCAGAAGGGGUGGGGGUGGGGCCUGUGCUGAAGCUUCCUGAACUCCCCAAGGGGGCAGAACUGUAGAGGAGGGAACCCAACCAGGGGUCUGGAGGGGCUCAGGGCCACAUGCACGGGGCCUUGGAUGUUGUGCCCAACAAAACCUCAUCCGCAGCCUGCUUUGUAAUCGUGGGGUGGGGGAGUUUCUUCCUCUGGAUUCCAGGUAGAGAGGAGGGCAACUUAGCCCAUUCAUAUGUUUACUCCCCCAGAAAGUCCCACUUCCUGGGGAAGGGGGAUGUUAUGCUGGGUACUGAUGAAUGGCACUGGCUGCUGUGGGCGUUCUCUUGUGAGGGGCGUUUCUCCGGGUGUGUGAUGAG
Molecule: messenger RNA, 1547 nt
Organism: Oryctolagus cuniculus (rabbit)
Lineage: Eukaryota; Metazoa; Chordata; Mammalia; Lagomorpha; Leporidae
Gene: GPR142
Product: G protein-coupled receptor 142
Biological process (GO): G protein-coupled receptor signaling pathway
Cellular component (GO): plasma membrane
Molecular function (GO): G protein-coupled receptor activity
Source: RefSeq, a predicted model, not a curated record